Molecule: messenger RNA, 886 nt
Organism: Pelobates cultripes (western spadefoot toad)
Lineage: Eukaryota; Metazoa; Chordata; Amphibia; Anura; Pelobatidae
Source: the annotation of a GenBank genome assembly
AUGAUUGCACCCAAUAUACAAGCAAAACCUUAUGUAACAAGUAACAUCAUCACAUAUUGGGAAAUAGAAGAGGGAGCUCUGGCCCCAUACAGGGCUACCCCAGAGGCCGCAGGAAUAGACUUGCGAGCCAGAAAGGAAGAAAGACUUCAAAUAGGGCAAGUUCAGAUGUUCCCCACAGGUAUAGGAACACAAAUACCCCCGGGACACUUUGGACUAAUUGCACCUAGGUCUAGUCUCGCCAUUAAAGGGAUACACGUAAUGUGACGCAGGUUAUAGACGCAGAUUACCAAGGAGAAAUAAAGGUCCUUCUGUUAAAUCAGGGACCACAAGACUUGCUAGUGCAAGAAGGGGACAGAAUAGCCCAAUUGGUUAUCAUCCCCAUUUACCAGGGACAGGUACAUAAAGGAACGGCCCCCACCUUACAAACAGUAAGAGGAGAUGAGGGAUUUGGCUCUACUAACCUAAAUCCAGGGGCCAAAGUCUGGGUGAGGACUGAGAAAGGUCCCCCAGAACCAGCAGACAUUAUUGCAACAGGCAAUGACAACACUGUGAUACUCUCCAAGUCAAGACAAGAUAAAUGGGAAUACGUGCCUUCGGGCAAAUGUUAUUUGAGAGUUGUAUCUUUACAGGCAAAGCUCAUUGGUCCGGCUGUUAUUGUGAUGACUGCGCUUCUUCUACACCCUUCGGUCGGUACAGAUACCAGCAACGAGAUUGGAGGUUGGGACCAGAGUGAUUCCGCAGAGAUGAAGUGAAAGAGAUCGAGAUACGAGUAACCUGCCUGACUAAUGACUGUCCAAACAUGAGGGCAAGCCUGUAUGGAGAAGGCUAUUUUAGCCACAAUGACACUGAGGCGAUGAACUAUAUUAAGCUGCCGCAUGAAUCAUUU